AUGGCGCGUAAUAAACCUAAUCAAAUAAUUAGCGAUUUUAUUGAAAUGUAUCGAUCGGAACCUUGUCUUUGGCAAGUAAAGAGUCAUGAUUAUCAUGACCGUAUGAAAAAAGAUAAUGCAUAUACCAAAUUAGCAAAAAAAUUGGACGAAAUUGAACCUGGUGCUACGAAGAAAUCUGUUAUUAAUAAAGUGAACAGUUUGAGAUCUGCUUUUCGCAAAGAGAAAAAGAAAGUUGAAGCGUCAAAGAAGUCUGGAUCAUCAGCGGAUAGCAUUUACAAGCCGGCACUCUGGUAUUACGACUUGUUUGAUUUCUUGCAAGACCAAGACACUCCGAAGACAUCAAUUUCAAAUCUGGACAGUGAAGGUGAGGAGGAAUCCAUCGAUAAUUCACUACCAGUUGAAGAAAUUAUGAAUGCUGAUGUUGAAGACUCUAUAUCAAAAACUGCAGAUAUUCAAGACGUAUCAACAAUACAAACAAAACUACCAAUAAUUUCAAGACCUGGUACUGGUAAAAGAAAGAAGAUAAAUGAUGACCUAACAGCAGAAGUACUGACUACUGUGCGUGACCAUUUCAAAACACCCCCGGAACAAUUUGAUCGUUAUGAUCUGUUAGGCAAAAGUAUUGCCGUAAAGUUGAGAGGUCUUGAAAAACGGCAAGCCCUCAUGGCGGAGAAAAAGAUAGGUGACAUACUGUUUUAG
Messenger RNA from Anastrepha ludens (Mexican fruit fly), 699 nucleotides. RefSeq lists its product as uncharacterized. NCBI's taxonomy places the organism in Eukaryota, Metazoa, Arthropoda, Insecta, Diptera, Tephritidae. Bases 1 to 699 code for a protein of 232 amino acids. The record is from RefSeq and is a predicted model, not a curated record. The transcript is spliced from 2 exons.